UUGCCUGGUGCAGUGUGUGAAGUGGACAUCACUUAGUCAAGUUAAGGCCAGUUUGGUUGAGACUGCACUGGAUGGGUGAACUACAUGUACCAAGGGACACCUGGUUCAACCUUAAUGGCGAGUGGACAUUUGGACACCUUCACCAUUUUGGGGCCACCAGGCUAAUGGAAUGCAGUAUUGUGACUUUGGGGGGAAUCAUAAUACUGUGGCUUGGCAUUCCUGUGCAGACAUUCCUCUUCAACAGCUCACUUUUUGACGCUUAGCACCCUUAUCACCUGGGGUUGCAGGGAAGUUGAUAGAUUUGAUAUGUUCCCAGUUUUAGGCUGGUUCUUCAAGCGAAGUCCAGCGCCAGCUUGGCCGAGAGGUGCCGGGAGUUGGUGGGUUUUGGUGGGCUCCUGGAACAUACUCAUGGGGUGUGAUGGAUGGCUGACUACUGCUCUGCUGGGGAGUCACUGGAAGACGCCAGUGAAUUUGGUCUAUUUCGGUUUUGAGUAUUUGGGGGCGUUCGUGCCUUAGCCGUUUGACUUUGACUUAAUUUGGCUACCCACUGGAUGCCUGACGUAUGUCAUCUGGGGCCACUGGCUGUCGAUUGACAGUCUUCCAGUUGGCUCUCUGCGUGGGGUGGGCACUGGCCCUUGUCUCCCCGGGGGACACCUGUGUCACCAAGCACCUGCAGUGCAGUGCACUUAUCUGCUGUAAGGGCUUAUCAGUAGAAUAUAAGUAAAUACAAUAUGUUCCAGCGAAUGUUUGGUCGUCGAAGAUCUCCAGUUACAGUACAGUCUCCUGCUGAUCCAGGAAUUGAAGCUGCUGAAGAAAAAGCUGAAAUUGUUAACAGUGAUGGCUUUAUAGUUGUAGAUAACACCAGUAUUAGUUCCAUAUAUGAUCCCCCACCAGGAUACACUGUAGGGGGUGCCAAUGCCUUUCUUCCAUAUGGUAUAGAUCCAAAAGCAAGUGAAAGCAGUUUACAGAGAUCUACAAGUGUUGAAGUUCAGAGUGCCAUUGAUGGGAUCCCUUUUAAGCUGGGGCCAAAAGUCCUCCUGGAGGGACACGUGCAAUCACAUGACAUUAGCUUUGUCACACACAUGUUAUCAAAAAUAAAUUCCUUCAACUUGGAUGACUAUGAAUAUAACUUUGAACUAGAGAGGAGUAUUUUACAAGAAUUUAAUAGUACUGAACAGGCAGGUUAAGAAUAAACAAUUGAAUCUAAAUGUUGUUGCAUAUUUUAUUGCCAGACUGAGCUUGUUGCUUAUUAACUGGUAAAAGAUCAGUUUCUGUAACUAGUCUGACACAGCAUUUUAGUUUUUGUUUGCAAUGUUAUACAAUUUUAUGUAUAUGUAUAUAUAUAUAUACACUGUAUAGUUGAUCAUGAAAUAUUUGAGAAUAGUCAUUGUGUAAAAAUAGAUAUUUAUUUUAAAAUAUGGUAAAGAGCAUUAACAAAUUAUAUUGUAUUGUGAUUAAGGAUUUUACUAUUUUCUGUUUAUAACAAAAAUAUUUGUACUGUAGAUAGAUAUCAUGUGUACUGCAUUGAUUAUACUCAGCUCAAAAGCUACACUUCUUUUUAUACAUAAAAAUUUAUAUUGACUGUAAUCUUAAUUAUAUACUGUAUCAACAAGGUUGUAAAUAAAGUUAUGAUUGUAGGCUUGUGGCUCUGCAUUAUUUGUUUAGUCUUUUGGGAAGUGCUUAGAUUGCAUCGCUGUUUUCUGUCAAGAAGUACGCUUGUCACAUAAAAAUAUAAUUGCUCCUUCCACUGAUAUGUCACAGAAAUACUGUAGGCUUACUAACAAUAUAAAUAUACUGUCAAGAUCACCAUAUAAAUUAUUUCACCAACCUUAUAGUUUCCACCGAGUUAUAAUGAAUGCCUGAGGAUGAGCUUGUGAUGCAUGUAUAUUUCUUGAUAUUUUUUUAAUUUGUACUGAAAGUUGUAAAAUAUAUUAUAUUGGAUAAAUCAC
Messenger RNA from Procambarus clarkii (red swamp crayfish), 1949 nucleotides. RefSeq lists its product as uncharacterized. NCBI's taxonomy places the organism in Eukaryota, Metazoa, Arthropoda, Malacostraca, Decapoda, Cambaridae. The record is from RefSeq and is a predicted model, not a curated record.